This is a messenger RNA of Cotesia congregata, 207 nucleotides long. The record is from the annotation of a GenBank genome assembly. NCBI's taxonomy places the organism in Eukaryota, Metazoa, Arthropoda, Insecta, Hymenoptera, Braconidae.
AUGAAAAAAAGGAAAUUGAAGGGUACGGAUGUGUUCUUGGAUAAUAAGCAAACAGAAAGAGAGAUAGAAACUGAAGUGGAAAAAAAAGCAACGGAGUAUGCAGAACAGGUGUAUAUUGAAUGGGGCAAUAAGAAGGAAGUUAAAGAGGAAAUAGAAUGGUCAAAGAUAAGAUAUAAUAUACGAUGCAGCAAACUUAGCAAAAAUUAG